GCUGUAGUUCUUGUCAUACACCACUUUCCCCCAGGGAACCCCUAAUCUCUGCAGCCAGAUGCUCUGGGUAUUGCUUACAGCCUGUCCCACCCAGCCCCAGGGAGGGCUGCAGCCCGGCUUGGUAUCAAGGGGCACAGGAAGGGGCUGGAUCAGCUGAGAGCGGUGGGUUGUGUCUGGUGUUUGCAGUGGGGAGGCAGAGAUAUGGACUCCUAGGUGCUUCUGCUUUGCAAAUAAUCAUAAUAAUGAAUAACUGUAAUGACAGGGAUGAGAGACCGCGGCUCCUGCAUUGCAGUUGCUUCUAAUCCGAGCUGUUUGAAGUUGUUGCCGCCUCCAUUGUGAGCCUGGAGCGGGGCUGAGCCGCUGCUGCUCCCUGGCGGGUCUGUGCUGGGAGAGACCUGCACUCAUCACCCCCCCCCCGCCCCCAAGGGACUUUCUGCGGGGGCUGGAACCAGCCCCGGGGUCAGCCCCCGGCUCUGCCGCCACCAACCUCUGAGCCGGAGCCUGCAGGAGCAGGUUUUCCAAUUCCCAAGCCCGACAUGAUCUCCUGGAGGAAAUGGAGAAAAGAGCUGUGGGUCCCAGACUCUCAGAACUCUGAGGAAAGUGUGACCCUGAGGAACACCCACACAGCAGGUGAUGGGAUGAUGAGUAAGAUUAAGGAGGAGAAUCCUCAGCAGGAAGGUCCUGAGGAAGUGGAAUCACACGGGACGGUAUUGGGAAGAUCCAAAGGAAAUAUUUCCCAGAGACCCAAGCAAGGAGAAGCCUGUGGGAGUCAACACAAGUCAGAAAGGCUGAAAGGAAACCAGCCAAGGAAAAGACGUGCUGAAUCCAUUCAUCCAGGAGAUGGUUUGAAGGAUGGUAAAGAGACCAUGAUCCAGCCAAAGAUCCACACUAAAAAGAAAUCGUAUAACUGCCCCGAGUGUGGGAAAAGCUUCACUCAGACAUCAAAUCUUAUUAUACAUGAGAGAAUCCACACAGGGCAGAGACCCUAUAAAUGUCUUGAGUGUGGGAAAAGCUUCAGGCAGAGAUCAGACCUCAGUAAACAUCAGCGAAUCCACACGGGAGAGACCCCUUAUAAAUGCCCCGACUGCGGGAAAAGCUUUAAGCAAAGAUUCAGCCUCAUCGUACAUCACCGAAGUCACACUGGCGAGACCCCUUAUAAAUGCAAUGACUGCGGGAAAGGCUUCACCCAGAGCACCAACCUGGUUUCGCACCAGAGGAUCCACACGGGAGAGACACCCUAUAAAUGCGCCGACUGCGGGAAGAGCUUCAAGCAAAGAUUCAGCCUCAUCGUACACCAGAGAAACCACACUGGAGAAAGAGCCUAUAAAUGUGCUGACUGCGGGAAAAGCUUCAAGCAGAGCUCGGAGCUCAUUUCGCACCAGAGAAUCCACGUUGGAGAGAGACCCUUCAAAUGCACAGAGUGUGGGAAAAACUUCAGUCAGAGCUCAGGCCUGAUUAGACAUAGGAGAACCCACACGGGAGAGAAACCCUACAAGUGCAUCGACUGUGGCAAAGGCUUCAGUCAGAGCUCGGGACUCAUUAGGCAUCGGAGAACCCACACAGGGCAGAAACCCUAUGACUGCCCUGAGUGCGGAAAAAGCUUCACUCAGAGCUCAGCCCUCAUCGUACAUCAGAGAGUCCACACGGGAGAGGCACCCUAUCGAUGUUCUGUCUGUGGGAAAAGCUACAAGGUGAAGGACUCCCUCAUUUCCCACCAGAAACUCCACACAGGAUAGGAGGCAAAGGGAGCUCUCAAAGCAGGGCAAUGGGUCUGUGCCCUCCUGAAGCAAAGUAUAAACAUACUUCCUUUGAGGAAGCUCUUGGGAGGGGAGCAAGGGGGAUGAAGCAUAGGCACCGAGUCCAAGAGAACUCCAGGACUGGAGCACCCACAGAAAAAAAAUAGUGGGUACUUAGCACCCACUGGCAGCCCUAUGGGUCAGUGCCUCCCCCUCCCCCCGAGUGCCUCCAGCCCGUCUGUGGUCCUCCGAUCGGUUCCUCCCCCUUCCCCCAGCACCUCCCGCAAUCAGCUGUUCUGUGGUGUGCUGCAGGCUUUGGAGUGGGAGGAGCAGGGGCAAGAACAGGUGGGAGGAGGGGGGCAGAAAGAGGUGGUGUGGGGGCGGGGCCUACACAGCAGGGGUUGAGCACCCCCCGGGAUCUCUGUAAGUUAGAGACUCUGGGGUGGAUGGUUUCAGUUUGGGGAGAAGGGGUUGGUGGGACCUGUGCGUUAGAGUCAGUAUAGAGAUGCGACACUUCCUGAAGUCUUUUUGGUUUUCCUUUGGCACCUUUCCUGCGAGAGGGAAGAAACAAAGCAGCUCAGGACAGGACAAUUGCAGGCUGCAGCUACACAGAGCAGUCGGCAGUUUGGUUACCUCAUUGCAUGCUGUACAUCAUGUCCAUAAUAAAGGAUUGAUCUUGACACUUCUGCUCAUCAGAAAGAUACCACAUGGUACCAGCAGUGGAAGGCACCCACCAUGCUGGAAGACCCAGUGAGAGAAGUCACAUUGCAACGGCCGCUACAGAGCCUUUACAAGUAACUUCUCCACCCGCCCUGAGAAUCAGAGGAAAUCUGGAUUUGCCUGAAAAGGAUUCAAACUGCAGUUUGAGCUGCUUAUGAAAGCCAGCCACAGGGACAAAUAAAGUGGAGGCCAAGCCAAAGAUUCCUUUGAUCCUUACCGUGGCAGGCACAGAAGUCCCAGAUGGUGAUGGAGAAAGAAAGGAAAGUUGUGCAGAAAUAUCGAAAAUGUUUGAGGCUCAUUAUGUUCUUAGAAAACAAUGUUAGUUAUGAGAAAGAGAGAGAGAUGGGUCCGGAUAAGAACACAAAAUGAAGGGGAAACAACAGGGGAGUUUUGUCAAAGAUUUAAAGCUAAAAAGUCAGUCCUGUGACUAAGGAAUCAUAAAAGAUUCUCUCAUUCAAGACCAGAGUAGCCUGGGGUGUAACAACAAGAAAGGCUGUGAAUGGUUAUUAAGGAAGAUGGAGCUGUCACUAGAAAGGGCAAUAUGUAGAGGUGAGCCCCUGUGUUUUCAGUUUAAACUGAUUUUUACUGAAAAAUUUCCGGGUUUUUUUUAUUCCGUUUUUCCUGAUUUUCACUCUACUUUUGUAUCAUUCAAAUAUAUAAAAAAUAACAUGUUUUAUUAGGGAAAUACCAUACAUGGCAUGAGAUCUAUGUAUUAUGAUCAUACAUUAGUUUGUGUGUGUAUGCGAAGCUGCCUGUUGAAGUAAGCCUAUGUAUUAGUCUAGAAGAUACACACAAUAAACGGGCGGGCACGCAAGUGCCAAAUUGUGUGCGCAUCUGAACGUACUAAUGAAUCUCACCCACCACGUAUAUAUUUCAAGCUGUUAGCAGAUAACAGGUUAAAGAUUUGACACACUAAAAUGGGAAGAAAACAAAAAUCUGAAUAUGUAUCCAAAUAUGUUUCAGAACCAAGGAAGUAUUCGAAAGUUUAAAAAAAACAAAAAUAGGAGAAAGGGAUGAAGUUGAGUGUAUGUGCUGCAAAUGGUGUGGCCCAAUUAUUAUAUGUAAACAUUUAUAGGCCAAUAGUUCUAAGUCUACAACAGUAAACUGUUUAUUCAAAUUAAAAGCCUUAUUUGAGAAUUAGAGAUACAUUGUUUCUUAAACUCAGUGGUGAUGUUGUGUUUUGAGUUCUGUUUUAGUUCUGCAGCAAACCACACUAAUAAAUGGAAUUCAAAGCAUUAAUCAACUGAAUACUUUUCUCCCCAGUCUUUCCGUCCACCAAAAUAAACCCCGAUAUUUACCCAGAAAAGUUAUUAAUAGUUUUUUGCACUGAUUUUCACCUGGUUUUGUUGUGGUAAUAACACUGAUAAAAUCUCGGGAAAAAUUAAAUUAAACAAAAACUGAAAACGAAGGGCCCUAUGUAUAGGCCAAGCAGCAGACAAACAAAGGCAAACAAAAAGUCUAGAGAGACGCACAGAGCAUAUUGCUUUGGCUUCUAUAGCUAAAUCAACAAGCGAAAAGUUCCCAGAAAAUCAAUUGGCCAGGGACAGAAAAUGGAAAGCAGGAAACAACGUCAGUGAUGUGGCAACCAGUAUGAUUAUAGAAAAUAUCCAGCAUUUGGGCAAAUAUGUAGAAACUAUAAUAAACCCAACCAUUAUACUAAAAUGUGGAGAGAAAGCCGGAAAGUUUAUGUAUUAAGUGCAGAAAGGGAUUCCUCAGGAGAAAAGGAACUGCUGUUCUAAAGCAAAUAGAGGAGGGUGAAAACUCAAAAGAUUGGCAAGAUGCAAGAUAGACACUGGUGCACAAAUAAAUGUAGUAACACAAACUGAAAUAGAGAGAUAAAAGGAAUAUGGAAAGGUGGAAGAGUCAAAAACAUCUGUGAAGACUAUGAUGAAGGAACAAUUCCAGUGUUGGGAAAGUGCACGCUGACGCUUCAAUGCAAAUGGAAAAUGAUAAAACAAGAGUUUGUGGUGGUACCCAGAGGCCAGCCCAGCCUUGGGCCUACACAUGCGUCAGGAGUUUGGUCUCAUUAAGAGGAUGCAUACCUCAGAUAGACAGAAAGACAACGCAGAACCAGAUAUGAAAGUAUGAGGAGCAGCAUAUGAAGAUGUAUUCACAAGAAAUAGAUGCCUCCCAGUAACAGACAUAAGGCAGGUAGAAGAAGAUGCAGAACCUAUGGUACAUACUACGUGAAAAGUUUUGCACCCCUUAGGAAAGAGGGUAGAAGAGCUGUGAAAUAUGACAGUAAAUGGUAGGAUUUGGAGAAUCGAAGAGCCAGCAGUUUGGGUUCCCUCCUUAGUAACUGUAGAGAAAAAAGGAUGGAGACUGUGGCAGUGUAUGGUUCCUAAGGUGCUGAACAAAACCAGAAAAAGUACACUUGGCCACAAGAAGUGAACUACUGUCUAAGAUGGCAGGAGCCAAACUCCUCACCAAAUUAGAUGCAUUGGCAACGUAGUGGCAGACCCUCUUAGACCAAUGGUCCCCAAACUUUUGAAGGUUGCGCCCCCCCUUACCCCUGCCAGCCCUCCACCUCUCCCCCAAGCCAGGCCUGGGGGUGGGUCUGGGGCCAGGAGCACGGCUGUGGCCAAGGCUGGGGGCGGAAGCGGAGUCAUAGCCAGACUCUGGUGGGGGCUGGCAGCCAGGUCUGCGGCCAGGUGCGGCUCUGCUCCCAGCCUUCGUCCCAGCCACAGUCGCUGGUCAGGAAUGGAGCCGCAGCCAGUGGCCAAGACUGGAGGUUGGCGCAGGGCCCAGAGUGGAGCUACACUGAGCCUGGUGAUGGGGCCAGGGCCAGGAACAUGGCUGGGAGUGGGACCGGAGCAGAGCUGGGGGCGGGGAAGGGCUCGGUGUCGCUCCCUCCCCGCCCUCCUGUGGGGGAUGGCCCAGGUCCUGCCGUGCCCCCCUGGAUGUUCCUCCAUGCCCCCCUAGGGGACCAUGCCCCACACUUUGGGGACCUCUGUCUUAGAGAGUGCUCCAAGAUCUACACUUUCAACACACCGAUUACCCACUGAUUAGCAGAUACUGCUUCUGAAGACUAGGCUGCCUUUCUGUAGAGGUUCAUUUCCAGCAGUUAUUCACUGUCCAGUAAGCCAAAUGCUGGAAGGUCUGGCAGAUGUCAUAGUGUACAUUGAUAAUAUACUGAUUUGGGGCAGCAUUGCCUUUGAACAUCAGGACCCACAGAGGAGAGUACUGGAAAUUGCAGGAGCUAAGGAUCUUACACUGAAAUGAUGUCCAUUUCAAACCAUGGAAAUAGCCUUCUUGGGAAAGAGACUGACAACAAUGGGAACCAAAGAUUCAGGCAAUACUGAACAGGCCAACACCUGAUGAUAAAAGGGGAAUUCAAAGGCUGCUAGGCAUGCUGCAUUAUGUCAGCAAGUUCAUACCUAACUAUACAGCUCACACAAUUCAUCUAUGACGUCUCUGCCACAAGGUCACCAUAUGGAAGAGUAUUCAAUGAUUUAAAGCAUAUUAUGACAUCAGCUCCAAUACUGCAAACUCCACAAAGUGUAGGACUGGAAAAGAGAAGGCCAGUACUGGGAUAUACUUUGGGGAAGGGCCAAGGCUGCCUCCUAGUGGACAAAGUCCAGGCUCUCAAAGCAUGCCCUAUCGCAACCACAAAGAAACAGGGCUGAAGGUUUUGGGGACAUGCAGUUUACUACUGCUGAUUUGUAGCAGGGUUUUCUAUGAUAGCAGCCCCCCUUCAUUAACCUAAUUAAGGACAGUAGCCCCCAGGAAGAUUCACUGGCCUGCAAAAGGGCCUUUGAGAAGUUGAAAAACCAUCUAUGCAAAGAGCCUGUCCCGUUCAGUCCCAGCUUCUCAAAAUAAUUGAUUUUGCAGACUGACAUAAUCCCAGGUAGUUAAUGGAGUGGAAGAUACUGUACUCUAUCUGAGCAACAAACUGUUCCCUUGGGAGUGGGCAUAUUCAGUAACAGGGAGAAAAAGACUUUGUGACACAGAAGCUCCUUGGCAAAGGAUCCCCUGUUCUUUGCCAACAAUUCUGAUCUCAGACCUGACAAACUCACUGCACCAAACACAUCUUGCAGAAUAUUGAUCCAUAAGAGUAGCAUGUAAGGUAUCUACAGAAUGCUCAUAACUUGUUAAGAUUCAUAAUCAUUGUGAGAUGUAUGUACAGGUAAUAUUUAAAGAAUAAUGUAUUGAGAUUGAAAGUAUGCUUCAUGGAGUUGGAAUAAAAGUUAGUCACCAUGGAAUAA
This is a messenger RNA of Caretta caretta (loggerhead turtle), 6661 nucleotides long. The record is from RefSeq and is a predicted model, not a curated record. NCBI's taxonomy places the organism in Eukaryota, Metazoa, Chordata, Testudines, Cheloniidae.